CAGUUCUCAAUGGAACGGCGGACUGUGUUGUAUCUUAGCAAUAUGGCUACGUGUCGAGUGUUCUUGUAGCGUGUUUGGGGCACGAUCGUACUAAGUAUUACCCGCGGGUUUAACAAUCGUUUAAUAAGACGGCAUCGAUCGACUUACUGAUCAUGAACGUGUCAACGACUAGCAAAUGGGAUUUGUCCCGGGAGGACAUCAAAAGUGCGGCAAAGGAUGAAAAGGAGUUGCUAUUGGAGCACGACAGCGAUCCGGAUGAAAAUAUGCUGUUCAAUCAACCAAGUACGUCCGCAGAAACUAAAGUGGAUGGGAAGAUGGAUAAUGUUAGGCUGCAAAUUCAGGAAGUCACGGAGGUGAUGCGGGAGAACGUUCAGAAGGUAAUGGAGCGUGGAGAGAGGCUGGAGGAUCUACAAGAAGUUAGCGAUCGACUGAGUAUGGUUGGAAACGAAUUUAGAGCGGCAGCGAAGAAAGCUCAACAGAGGGCGUGGUUGCAGAACUUUAAAACAAGGAUCGUUCUCGUCACUAUCACGGUGACCGUCGUCGUCUGUAUCAUUGUUACAGCGAGAACGAUGGCGCAUUGGCGUGUCGUUUACACUCGAGGGGCUAUUGCACGCAGAAAAUGCGUAAUCGUGCAAACAUCAUUUGCAAAAUUUUCUCGUCGAAAGAUAAACAGGCCGAGCGGCACGGCCUUGUCCGCCAACGAGUGCUGGAUGCCAGCGUUUACAUUCCAUUAAGCGCUGGUCUAUCGCGACUCGAAGAGUAACCGUCUCAUUUGCCCUGUGUCGGAGUGCUCUACCCGAUGCAGUUUCCUACGAGACUACAUCUAUUUUUAUAUUAUUUCCGAUUCAAUGAAAAUUUUUUGUUAAAAAAUAUAAAAAAUAUAAAUAUAAAAUAUAAAAAAAUUAAAAAU
Bombus huntii is the source of this 910-nucleotide messenger RNA. RefSeq names its product vesicle-associated membrane protein 4-like. The record is from RefSeq and is a predicted model, not a curated record. The coding region runs from base 153 to 734 and encodes 193 amino acids. Lineage: Eukaryota; Metazoa; Arthropoda; Insecta; Hymenoptera; Apidae. Gene Ontology annotation, cellular component: membrane. Gene Ontology annotation, biological process: Golgi ribbon formation; vesicle-mediated transport. The transcript has 5 exons.